UGAUAUAUUUCAAUUUUUUUUUUAUAUUUUAAAUGUCACAAAAUAUAAUUUUUUUUCUUUUUAAUGCAUAAAAUAGUAAUAUUUAAAAUAUGAUAAAUAAAUGAAGUCUAAUUUUAUGUUAUAUUUAAAUGAAUAAAAAUAAAGUGUUUUAUUAUUAAUAUGAUAACCUUCAAACAUAUAAAUUCUUUUAUUCUAAAUAUAUCUGUAGAAAAAAAAGAUAUAUCUGUAGAAAUUUAUCUGUAGAAAAAAAAAUAUAUCUUUCAUCUGUAAUCGAUAUAAACAUAAAAUAUAAAUAUAAUGUUUAAACAGAAAUUUAUAGGAAAAUUUAUCAUGAUACGUUCUAAAAAAUUAGUUUCAUCUUUUUCAACACAAGAAAAUCUUCAUGACAUAUUAAUAACACAUUUAAAACUUGAUCAUAAUAUUGUUAAAAAAAAUGUUAAAAUUGAAGAAAAUAAUUUUAUUGAUAAAAUACCAAUCCGAAAAGUUAUUCAGAAUUGUAAUACCAUAAAGAAUACGAAUAUAAAUAUAGAAAAAAUGGAUUAUUUAAUGCAAUGCUUGACACUUGAACCUAUAAUUUUGAAAAAUAGAAUUUUUAUACUUAAAGAAUUAGGUAUAAAUUCUAUAGAAUUAAGUCAUAUUUAUCGAUUUCCAACAUUAAUGAGAAAAAAAGUAAAUACAUUUAAAAAAAUAAAUAAUAUACCUGUUACAGAAAAUAUUAUGAAAAAUAUAUUUUCUAAUGUAGGUAUAAAAAUUGAUAAUAAUGUUAUUAAAGAUUUUACAAAAUUUGAAAAAAAUAUGAAAAUAGGCAAUUAUUAUCAAAUAUGUAUGUCAUAUUAUAAAACAUUUUAUUUAAAACUAUAUGAUCAAACAUUUUUAAAAAAUAAUAAGAUAAAAUAUCGAAGUUUUAAAGAAAUGUUCAAAUUAAUAUAUGUAUUAAAAAAUAAAUUUAAUUUUGAUGAAAAAUUUAUAAUAAAAAAUUCGUAUCUCUUGAAUAUAGAUGUGGAUAAUGUUGAGAAAAUGAUAACUGAUUUUAAAUAUAUUAAAAUAAAAGAAAAAACUUUAUUUGAUUUAAUAAAUAUAUAUCCUCGUAUUCUCUUGCAUGAUAUAAAUGAAGUGAAAGAAUUAAUAGAACUUUAUAAAACAUUAGAUAUACCAUAUCAGUUUUCUUAUUUUUGCGUAAAAUGUUUAUCAGUAAAAAAAAAAAAAUUUUUGGAGAGAUAUAAUGAUUUUCAAAAUAAUGUAGAAUUAGCUAUAUGGUUAAAACAUCCACGAUUCUUACAAUUAAUUUAUUAUUACAAAUUAGUCAAGAAACGUUUAUAUUAUAUGAAAUAUUUAAAUUGUAUAGACCAUGCAAAUAUUCAAAUAUAUUUAUCAUCAAAGGAAAUUUUUCUCAGAUUCAUAGAAGGAGAAUAUGAUUUGAAAUCUAAAAAAAAACAUUUAUUAUUCAUUUUUCGAAAAGAAUUUGGAAAAGAUAUUAAUUUAAUCUCUGUAAUUCAAAAACAUCCUUAUUGGAAAUAUGUUUCCUUGUUAAUAAUUAUUAAAUCAAUACAAUAUUUAAAAAAACAUUAUUCAAUAGAAGAUAUAUGUCAAAAUAUUCAUAUCAUAUUGUAUCCAAGAUCGAAAAUUGAUUACACAUUAAAUUUGUUGUAUAAAAAAUAUUCACAAGAGGAAUAUAAUUCUACACAUUAUUUAUCAUUGUGCUUAUACGAAUUAGAAAAAAACUAUUAUUUUAGUGGAGAUGGAAUUUGGCCAAAUGAAGUAUCAGUUUUCAAAUCAAGUAUUUUUGAGGAUUCAUUUAAUUUUAAUAAUUUUAUUGAAUAUAUAGAUAACAACGAUAACAAAAUAAAGGAUUUAACUGGAAAAGCAUGGCUCGAAUAUUUAUUACGAUAACAAAUAUAUUUGAAUAUAUUUAUAGAAAAAUAUAUGUGUAUAUAUAUAUAUAUAUAUUUUUAUUUAAUUAAAAUGUUUUAUUUAUAUUAUAUUUAUUAUAUAUUAUAAAUAUAUAAUAAAUAUAAUAUAUAAUAAAUGUUAUAAAUAUGUAUAUAUGAAAUAUGGAAUAUAUAAAUUGUAAUAAAUUAAAUGUUUUUAAAAAUGAAAAAUUUUAAUAAAAAAAAUUUGAAAUAUUA
Messenger RNA from Apis cerana (Asiatic honeybee), 2126 nucleotides. It is a transcript of the gene mTerf5, whose product is annotated as mitochondrial transcription termination factor 5. NCBI's taxonomy places the organism in Eukaryota, Metazoa, Arthropoda, Insecta, Hymenoptera, Apidae. The record is from RefSeq and is a predicted model, not a curated record.